GGAAAUGGGCGGGGCGGACAUGGGAGGAUCCGUGAAGCGAGCGACGAUCGAUGCUGUCGCAGGCGCUGUAGCUGGAGGAAUCUCCAGGACGAUCGUGGCGCCGCUCGAUGUGAUCAAAAUCCGGUUCCAGGUCCAGCUAGAGCCGACGAGCCGGCGAUUGAGCCAAGGAUCUUCAUCCUUUCCAGGCGGUGUCUCGAAAUACACGGGCAUCGCACAGGCUAUGCGAGACAUUUUCCGCGAGGAAGGGAUCCCGGGCCUAUGGAGGGGAAAUGUUCCAGCUUUGUUGUUAGUCAUGCCGUACACUGCUAUACAGUUCGUCGCGCUGCAAGGAUUUCGAUCCACUUUCUCCAAGGGAGGUGAUGUUAGUCCCGUCCUGUCGUACGUGAGUGGAGCUGCUGCGGGGUGUGCUGCAACUAUUGGAUCCUAUCCUUUUGAUCUUCUACGUACGAUUCUCGCUUCGCAAGGUGAACCAAAGAUUUAUCGUUCUAUGAGACACGCAUUCGUAGAUAUACUACAAACAAGAGGAUUUCGAGGCCUCUACGCCGGACUAACUCCUUCCCUGGUUGAAAUCAUACCUUAUGCCGGGCUCCAAUUCGGCUCGUAUGACACCUUCAAGCGAUGGGCACAUCGUCUGGAUCAGUGGAGGGGUGUAGACCGCCCGGAGCUUUCAGGCAUGCAACACUUUUGGUGUGGUCUAGCUGCGGGUACGUUCUCCAAGACGUGCUGCCAUCCACUAGACGUUGUCAAGAAGCGAUUCCAGGUGGAAGGCCUAGCUCGUCACCCACGCUACGGUGCUAGAAUAGAACUCAAGGCCUACAAAAGCAUGGUCGACGCGAUCCGCCGGAUUGUACAGCAAGAAGGCCUGGCCGGGCUCUACAAGGGGACUUAUCCGUCAGUUAUAAAAGCUGCGCCAGCCGCUGCCAUCACAUUCGUCGUUUACGAGAAGGCUUCAAAAUGGCUAGAGCUACGGUGGUGACGAGGUGAUAUCUACCUUCUAUCACUCACAUAUAUGGUUUUAAUUUCUCGUCAAGCACAGUGACAGGGAAAGCACGCACACCACCACCUCUGACACUGGUGGUUCGUGAAUCCAUCGCUCGAGAGCUGCUAUAACUUCAUCGAUUUUCCUUCAUCUAGCAGAUUCCUUUUGUUCUUCCCGAGAGAGGGGGAGAAUUUUUGUGGAAUUCAACACCGGGACGCUUGUCUCCUCGGGGCUUGUAAUGUAAAGAUGAGCUCGCACUUUCACAGAAAUGGGGCUUGUAAGUUAAGGUUUUUGAUUGCACAUGGCCCAUCUGGAAUCCAGCUUUUGGUUCUUGUGAGGAAAA
Molecule: messenger RNA, 1322 nt
Organism: Selaginella moellendorffii
Lineage: Eukaryota; Viridiplantae; Streptophyta; Lycopodiopsida; Selaginellales; Selaginellaceae
Product: mitochondrial thiamine diphosphate carrier 2
Exons: 7
Coding region: 5-976 (323 amino acids)
Biological process (GO): thiamine pyrophosphate transmembrane transport
Cellular component (GO): mitochondrial inner membrane
Molecular function (GO): thiamine transmembrane transporter activity
Source: RefSeq, a predicted model, not a curated record